AUGUGGAAGCUUGAUAGGUAUAACACAGCACUCGUUUGCCACAGAUGGAGAUAUCUGGCGUGUCACCCUCGCUUGUGGCUACGCGUUGACGGUUUUGUGAAGGAUCUAUCCCAACCUGGAGUUUUCCAUAACAUUGAGUCGGCCGUAUCUGCAGCCAGACCUGGUGAUACCAUUUUGAUAGGAGCUGGUGGGAAUUUUCUCGUUUCUAAUAUUCAGAUUAAAAAGCCUCUUUGCCUGGUAUGUCUUAUCAUAUAUCAUAUGUCUAGAUGGACUUUGCAUAAUCGAGGUUCAGACAGUGCCCUGGAACUGCUAUCAACCUGCAAGCUUGCUAACUUAACAGUGAAAGCCGAGCUUGGUUGUUGCUUGCUUCACAGGAGUGGAAGGGUAACCACUGAUGGAUGUGUGCUUCAAUGCGAAACAAACCCUUUGGAUCAUCUCUCAUGCCCAAUCGUUACCACUGCUGGAGAUGAAGAAGAAGAAGAAGAUAUCUUGAGCCAUGAGGAAGUGAAAGAAACUGUUGUUGAAAAGAUUAAAGGCAACAGCGUGAGUGUUUUGCAGACAAGGAUCGAGGGAGGUGCCAAGGCUGUUUCUACAAGCGGGGACUUAGUUCUGCAGCGUGUUAGAGUCAUGUAUUCCAAGGCUUACCUCUAUUUCUGGUUUGAUGUAGAUCAUGAGUGA
Molecule: messenger RNA, 678 nt
Organism: Raphanus sativus (radish)
Lineage: Eukaryota; Viridiplantae; Streptophyta; Magnoliopsida; Brassicales; Brassicaceae
Product: F-box protein SKIP5-like
Exons: 5
Coding region: 1-678 (225 amino acids)
Molecular function (GO): protein binding
Source: RefSeq, a predicted model, not a curated record